This is a messenger RNA of Penicillium expansum, 1476 nucleotides long. Its product is annotated as Ergosterol biosynthesis ERG4/ERG24. The transcript has a single exon. Gene Ontology annotation, cellular component: endoplasmic reticulum membrane. Gene Ontology annotation, molecular function: Delta24(24-1) sterol reductase activity. The record is from RefSeq and is a predicted model, not a curated record. NCBI's taxonomy places the organism in Eukaryota, Fungi, Ascomycota, Eurotiomycetes, Eurotiales, Aspergillaceae. Gene Ontology annotation, biological process: ergosterol biosynthetic process. Bases 1 to 1476 code for a protein of 491 amino acids.
AUGGAGGACCAAGUCAAAUCCCGACGACAGCAUGACACCCCUCGGGUUGUCGACGAAACAAACUUGAACAAAGAUGACUUCAAGCAAGCGCAACUCGCUGGUGGUUGGAUACCCGGUAUGGAUAUCAAACUGGACUAUACCGGGGUGUUCGAAUUUGGUGGUUCACUCGGAAACUUGGCACUUAUGGUUGGCUUCCCAUUGCUGAUGUGGUAUAUGUGGAUCGGCGCCACCUACUAUGAUGGGAAGCUACCUCUGCCGCAAAACGGAGAGUCCUGGGCGGUCUUUGGAAAGCAUCUGUGUCACCUUGUUUACACCGGUGCUUUCCCGCACUUCAGAGCGUGGCGCAUCUACUGGACUUUCUACAUCUUCGAGGCAGCAUGCUACAUCUUCAUGCCCGGAUACACAUGCCAUGGGAAGCCUCUGCUCCAUUUGAAAGGCAAGCGGCUAGAGUACUAUUGCUCAGCCUACAGUAGUUUGUACUUCACCAUCGUUGUCAUGGUCUUUCUACACUACACAAGACUGUUCCCAAUUUACACUAUCCUGGAUGAGUUCGGUCCUCUGAUGUCUGUGGCAAUUCUUUCCGGGUUUCUCGCCAGCUUUUUCGCCUAUUUCUCUGCAUUUGCUCGCGGUGCCCAGCACCGCGUAACUGGCUACCCGAUCUAUGACUUCUUCAUGGGAGCUGAGCUGAAUCCACGAAUGUUCGGAAUCCUGGAUUUUAAGAUGUUCUACGAAGUCCGUAUCCCAUGGUUCAUGCUCUUGGGUUUGAGCUGCGCGGCUGCCACUCGCCAAUAUGAACUCUACGGAUACGUUUCUGGUGAGGUGCUGUUUCUUGUCAUGGCGCAUUUCCUUUACGCCAACGCCUGCGCCAAGGCAGAACACCUCAUCACCACAACAUGGGACAUGUACCAGGAGAAACUAGGAUUUUUGUUGAUCUUCUGGAACAUGGCUGGUGUCCCUAUGUCUUACUGCCACUGCGUCCUGUAUCUGGAUAGUCGCCACCCGUCUACAUAUGCUUGGAACAAAAAUGCAUUGACGCUAUUGUUUGUGUCAUACCUUUUCGUCUACUGGGUCUGGGACACAGCAAACAGCCAGAAGAAUACCUUCCGCAUGAUGGAGCGUGGCGAUACGGCGAACCGCAAAACAUUCCCCCAGCUCCCUUGGCGACACGUUAACAGCCCAAAGACACUUGAGACAGACAAGGGCGAUGUUAUUUUCGUUGAUGGGUGGUAUGGAUUGGCUCGCAAAGUCCAUUACAGCUGCGAUAUGUUUUUCGCUUUGUCGUGGGCACUGAUCACCGGGUUCGACAGUCCUUUUCCCUGGUUCUACCCAAUCUUCUUCGCCGUCAUGAUUGGUCACCGUGCCGUGAGAGAUAUCAACAAAUGUAAAAGCAAGUAUGGAACGACAUGGGAUGAGUACGAGAAGCAGGUUCCAUACCUCUUCAUUCCGGUGAGUUCUACUGCAAUUUCUCUUUUUUGA